AUGGUCAGUGAUGAUUAUACCCAAUCAAGAGUUGUACGUUUCUCUGGCUCAAAAGAGAAACAAACCAUUCAGUUUGAUAGUGAAGGUAAACCUCUGUAUUCAUCUGCUAACCUUAAAUACAUCAGUGAGAACAGGAACCUGGAUAUCUGUGUGGCUGAUCGUGGAGUCUGUGCAGUAGUGGUGGUUAAUCAGGCAGGAAAACUCCUAUUUAGAUACACUGGCCUCUCUACUAUCAUGGGACCAUUAAGACCAUACGGCAUCACAACAGACAGCCGGAGUCAGAUCUUGACAACAGACUUUUACAAUCACCGUAUCUACAUCCUAGAUCAGGAUUCAAGCAAUUCCUCCGUUACAUUGAUAACUAUGAUCUACAAUAUCCAUAUGGUUUAUGUGUAG
Messenger RNA from Saccostrea cuccullata (small rock oyster), 396 nucleotides. RefSeq lists its product as uncharacterized. The transcript has a single exon. Bases 1 to 396 code for a protein of 131 amino acids. Gene Ontology annotation, molecular function: protein binding. The record is from RefSeq and is a predicted model, not a curated record. Lineage: Eukaryota; Metazoa; Mollusca; Bivalvia; Ostreida; Ostreidae.